AUGACCGAGGUGAUGAACUCUCUUGAGCCUGGUGCGGAAGACUUCAGCGGGGGUGGAGCUGGAGCAGAUCAGGGCGCAAUCUUCCCAGAUACCCAUGAAAGGUAUCCAAAGCUGUCCAAGAGGCUUCCCUCCAUCGUGGUCGAGCCGAUGGACGGAGCCGAGGUGGAGAGCGGCGAGCUCCGCUGGCCGCCGGACGAGCCGAGCUCUCCGGACGCCCAAACUGUGAGGCCGAGUGCAGACGAACAAACUGCAGAUGAGGACCAGUCGAAUGUCGGCGUGGACGAAGAGGCCUCAGGGGCGGAGAUGCAGGACUCCAACUGA
Messenger RNA from Anoplopoma fimbria (sablefish), 321 nucleotides. RefSeq lists its product as uncharacterized. Lineage: Eukaryota; Metazoa; Chordata; Actinopteri; Perciformes; Anoplopomatidae. The transcript is spliced from 3 exons. The record is from RefSeq and is a predicted model, not a curated record. The coding region runs from base 1 to 321 and encodes 106 amino acids.